Aspergillus wentii DTO 134E9 is the source of this 7740-nucleotide messenger RNA. RefSeq names its product type I polyketide synthase. Lineage: Eukaryota; Fungi; Ascomycota; Eurotiomycetes; Eurotiales; Aspergillaceae. The record is from RefSeq and is a predicted model, not a curated record. Bases 1 to 7740 code for a protein of 2579 amino acids. The transcript has 6 exons. Gene Ontology annotation, biological process: fatty acid biosynthetic process; secondary metabolite biosynthetic process. Gene Ontology annotation, molecular function: oxidoreductase activity; fatty acid synthase activity; 3-oxoacyl-[acyl-carrier-protein] synthase activity.
AUGGCACCCUUAUUACAUGGCGAUGAUGACUGGCAUGACGAUCAAUCAUACAAUCAUGCAGAUAAUCAACCAUCUUCAAAUGGACCGACACUUUCUCUAGAUGAAGACAAACUCGAGCCAAUUGCAAUCAUAGGCCACUGCUUUCGAUUUCCAGGAGAUGCAGUUAACGAUGAAGGAUUCUGGAAGAUGAUGAUGGAGAAGAGAUGUGCCAUGACUGAGGCGCCGGCGGAUCGUAUGAGUGUAUCUGGUUGGCAUCAUCCAGAUAAGAGACGAAGAGGACAGUACACACCCAAGGGAGGUCAUUUUCUAAAAGAAGACGUUUCCCUAUUCGACGCCGGAUUCUUCUCCUUAUCUGCCGAUGAAGCGGCGGCUUUAGACCCUCAGCAGCGGCAACUACUAGAGGUCACAUAUGGCGCAUUGGAAAACGCCGGUAUACCAAUGGAAAAAGCAAUUGGCUCCGAGACCUCCGUCCACGUAGGCUGUUUUGGCAGUGACUACCGGCUGAUGGCCUGCAAGGAUGUCGAAAUGACUGCCGAUUACGAUGUGGUGGGAGUGAACAUGUGUAUGAAUGCCAAUCGGAUCAGCUGGUUCUUUGAUUUCCACGGCACGAGUAUGAAUAUCGAUACAGCUUGUUCGAGCAGUCUCGUGGCAAUGGAUCUAGCUUGUCAAUGCCUGCAGCGGGGAGAGGUCGAGAUGGGCAUCGUCGCAGGCACAAACCUAAUUUUAUCCCCCGACAUGAUGCAAGUAUUUUCCAAUGUCAACAUGCUCUCCCCAGAUUCGAAAAGCUACAGUUUCGACCACCGCGCAAAUGGCUACGGACGUGGCGAGGGGACAGGCACUAUCGUUAUAAAACGUCUCACCGACGCCAUUCAAGACGGAGACACAAUCCGUGCUGUGAUCCGGGCAACAGGAUCCAACCAGGAUGGUCUCACGCCGUCGGGAAUCAUGCAGCCUAGUGGUUUAGCACAGGCUAAUCUCAUCAAGAGUACAUAUAAAAGAGCUGGGUUGAGUAUGGAGCCUACGCGCUUCUUCGAGGCACACGGAACUGGAACACCAGUGGGAGAUCCGAUUGAGUGCAAUGCGAUAGGAGAGGCAUUUGGAAGGGCGAGAAGUACGAAUGACCCUUUGAUUGUAGGCGCAGUCAAGUCGAAUAUCGGACAUCUCGAAGGUGCCAGUGGCAUUGCAGCUGUCAUCAAGGCCAUCCUGGUCCUGGAGAGUGGGAUAAUCCCACCGAAUGCCAACUUUGAAAAGUUGAAUCCGAAGAUCGACCUGGAGUUUCUGAAAAUGAAGCUCCCUCUCGAAGCGAUGCAAUGGCCGACAAGAGGGUUGAGGCGAGCAUCGAUCAACUCCUUUGGCUUUGGCGGGUCCAAUGCCCAUGUCGUACUGGAUGAUGCAUUCCAUUUUCUGCGAGACCAUGGACUUGUCGGAAAUCAUGUCACCGUCGAGUCUCCGGCGAUAGCAAAAACUUCGAUACCACCUCUGAUGUCGGUACCAGAACCGAGUAGCUCCCCCAAACUACUGAUGAUAUCCUCGGCAAGCAAAACGGGAGUAAAAGACGUGGCCCUCGCCUACAAGUCAUAUUUUGAACAGCUCAUCACUCCAAAAGAAAAAUUUACAGAAUACAUGGCAGACCUUGCGCAUACUUUGAACACCCGCCGAAGUGCACUCAGCAACAAGAGCUUCAUUGUUGCGUCCAGCCUUUCAGACUUGCGCAACAUUGACAACAUGACCUCGCCAGUAUACCAGGCUCACGAGAAACCUGCCUUGGGCUUUGUAUUUACAGGCCAGGGAUCUCAGUGGGCAGGCAUGGGACGGGAGCUGUUUCAGUAUCCGGUUUUUCGCAAUACCAUCGAACAGUGCGAGUCUGCUCUGCGCUAUUUCGGGUGCCUAUGGUCGCUUCGAGGAGAGAUGCUAAACGACGGUAAAGAGAGCCGAAUUAACAACCCUGAGAUCGCACAACCGGCAAACACAGCACUGCAAAUUGCACUCGUUGACCUUCUCCAUUCAAUCGGUCUCCAGCCCGCCGCUGUGAUUGGGCAUUCAUCAGGAGAGAUCGGCGCUGCGUACGCGCUGGGUGCGCUGUCCAUCAAGGAGGCAAUGCAGAUUGCUUACUUCCGCGGCGUGUGUGCAGGGGAGCUUGCGAGAAUAGGUGAACAGCAUGGUGCAAUGGUUGCCGUGGGAUUGUCUGAAGAGCAGACUCAGGUAUACAUUGAUCAGAUUGCUGAUGCGUGCAAUCAUCGGGGGACUGCGGUUGCAUGCAUCAACAGCCAGAAGAGCGUUACUGUCUCUGGUGAUGCAGACCAGGUGGAAAUGCUCCGUGCCCUUCUUGAAGCAGACAAUAUCUUUGCGCGGAAGCUGAAGAUUCCUGUCGCCUACCAUUCCUCGCACAUGAAUCAGGUGGCAUCGUCUUACCAGAAAUCCAUGGCUGGAGUCGGCAGUCGAUCGACAAACAAAUGUACAACUGCGAUUAUUUCAUCAGUGACGGGCCAGAAAGUGUCAGCAGCAGAACUGCAAUCCCCCGAAUACUGGGUGGCCAAUCUUGUUUCACCCGUCCAGUUCACCAAAGCAUUCUUGCAUAUCUGCACCGAGUCUGGGCGCAAGAUCCGAAAGAAGCUCGAUGGCAGUCAUCGCCACCAACUGGGCGUGAAUAUCCUACUUGAGAUAGGUCCUCAUUCGACUCUUCAAGGGCCAAUUCGCGAUAUGCUCAGCACUCUGCCCUGGGGCGCCGAUGUCAGCUACUUCCCAACAAUCCGACGGAAGGAGAACGCAAUUCAUGAAUUCCUCAACGCCAUUGGCAGCAUCCACUGCUUGGGGAUCUCAGUCGACAUGAACCGAGUAAAUAGACUCGCCGACCCAGCCGCAAAGCAUCGCCGCGUUCUCGUCGAUCUCCCGGAAUACCCCUUCAAUCACUCCACCUCCUACUGGCGCGAAAGCCGACUCAGCAAACGCAGCCGUUUCGCUGGCCAAGGUCGUAUAGAUCUACUCGGGAAGCCAGUGGCGGACUGGAACUCUCUCGAACCUAUCUGGCGCCACAACAUUCGACUGUCGGAGAUGCCGUGGGUGGAAGAUCACAUCAUCAACGGCGCUUUGAUCUAUCCCGGUGCAGGUAUGCUGGUUAUGGCGAUAGAGGCAGCGAAUCAAACAGUUGAUCCCAAUGAGAAUGUUGCUGGAUUUCAGCUCAAGGACGUUAAGUUCCAGCGUGCCUUGACUAUCCCACGAACAGCAGAAGGAAUCGAGACGAACUUGCUGCUUCGUCGGAACAAUCUGCCGUGGAUGGAAUUCAGACUGUUCUCGUUUGAGGAUGAUGACUGGCACGAGAACUGUCACGGAUACAUCAAGGUCGACUACGAGUCUGUCAAUGAGGUCGCAGACCAAGAGCAGGACCUCAACAUUUGGUUGCAACAGGAUAGCAAAAUCGUUCUAUCUUGUACGACUCAGCUCGAUCAUGAGCGCGUAUACAGCCGACUCCAUAGCUCUGGCUUUGAAUUUGGGCCUGCAUUCCAGACGGUGCUUGGAGGAAGAUGCAACAAGACCGAAGCAACGGCCUCUAUCAAAGUGUUCCAGUGGGAUAGCAGCCAGUACCCUCAACCUCAUGUCAUUCACCCUGCAACCCUAGACGGUAUACUCCAUCUGAGCUCUGCUGCACUGGCUGGAGGUGAUUCAGCUGUUCCAACAGCAAUUCCAACGGGCAUAAAAUCUCUCUGGGUCGCCAAAGAGGGUGCAAGUGGUGAAUCCGUGAAAGCAAUUCGAGCAUCAACAAGUAUGAAGACGAUGCACAAACGCGGCCAUGAAUUUGACAUGGGUGCAACGGAUGAGGGGCAAACUAGCCUGCUUGUGACAGUCCAAGGACUGCAGUCUACCAUCGUGGCUAACAGCAGGAGUGAUAGUCGGGAUGAAGAGUCUCAAUUGACGGUGUACCAUAUGAACCGUGUACCGGAAUUGGAUCUCCUGAGCAGUGAGCAGGUGGCUAAAUAUUGUUCGCAAGCAUUACCUACAGACUCAGAGGCUGUUGCCUUCUUCAGAGACUUGAAUUUUGUACUGUACAAGUUCCUUGAUGAUGCUGUCAAAGCUCUUCGUGAAGACACAUCUGACUACAGUCAUGUACUCCCACAUAUCCGACGAUAUACAGAGUGGGCCAGACUGCAACGGACGAAAUAUCACUCUGGCGAGCUUGAACUUAGUCGACCUGAAUGGCGAACUCAGUUACAAGAUGAAGCCUACUUCGAAGCGGCUUGUCACAGAAUCAGCGCAAAUGAAGCGGGAGCUGCCUAUGUUCACACUGGACGCAACCUGGUGAGCAUCCUUCGCGGAGAGCAGGAGCCAUUGAAGUUCCUCUUUACCGGAGACAUGAUGGCAAAGUGGUAUGCGGAAGUGAACAACCGGCCAGUCUGCUUCGACACAUGGGGUCUAUAUCUGCGGACGAUGGCCAGGAAGAACCCAACGAUGCGGAUUCUCGAGAUCGGGGCAGGAACUGGAGGAUCGACGGGACACAUAUUGAGAGCGCUAUCUACUGACAGUGGACUUGAUGAGAGCAAUCCGCUGUACAUGAGCUAUGACUACACGGAUAUCUCGCCGGCCUUUUUUGAAAAAGCAGCAGAACGCUAUGCCGCCUUCCCUCGAAUCCGAUUCCAGACGCUCGAUAUCAAAGAUAAUCCUUCCAUCCAGGGAUUCGACCUUGAAUCAUACGAUCUAAUUGUAGCAGCCAAUGUGCUCCACGCAACACCGAAUAUCCACAAGACGAUGAUGAAUGUGCGCAAACUUCUGAAACCCCGUGGCAAAUUGAUGCUGUACGAAGUCACCCGUCCAGAUAUUAUUAGAGCUGGGUUUAUUGCCGGUUUGAUGGAAGGCUGGUGGGCUGGUAUCGAUGAUGGCCGACCAUGGAGUCCAGCACUCACUACGACCCAGUGGGAUGGGGUGCUCAAGACAGCUGGUUUUACUGCCGUUGAUGUUGCGUUUCCCGAGUUCCUGCACUCCGAAUGCCAGGAAAUGAACAUUCUGGUGGCGAGCGCUUUGGGAGCGAAUGAUGCAGUCAAACCAGCUCCAUCAUUCUACUUUGUCAUCGAUCCCACGUCUGCUUUACAAAUAUCGGCUGUCGAGAAACUGCAGAAUCGCUAUUCGGGGACAGUCCAGAGUGGCAGCCUGGAAGAAUGUGCAUCUCUACCAGAGCUUUCGCAAACAACGCUGGUAUUCCUCGUCGAGACUGAGAAACCACUGUUGAGUGACAUGAGCAGCGAGACAUUCAACUCCCUACAAAAAGUGAUCAACAACACCAACUCCAUUCUCUGGGUCACUGCCGGCGGUGGCCAUGUCUCCAAGAAACCCGAAUACGGCAUUGUGGAUGGCUUGACUCGCACACUGCGGAAUGAAAAGGCCAACCGUCGAAUCUGCACAUUAGCCCUCGACAUGGACGAUGAAAUGGAAGAUCGCCAGCUGGAUCAUAUUGUGAAUGUGAUCAACAAUGUUCUUCUCCAUCAAGCCGAGCCGUAUGAGCCCGAGUUUGUGGAGAUUGACGGAAUGCUGCACGUUCUCCGUGUAGAGCCACAGCAACAGUUGUCAAGUGAAGUCCAUAAUGCCUCACUGCCUCAGCAAUCGGCUAUACGGCCAUUGAGUGAGGUAGGAGCCGUACAGCUAUCGUUCAGCACGUCAGGGUUACUUUCUUCCCUGCAUUGGACCGACGAUAUCCCUCAACCACUGAGCGAUGAUGAAGCUGAAAUCGAAACCAAAGCAAUUGCUGUAAGCUUCAAAGAUGUCCUCACUGUCUUAGGAAAGUCUCCGGAAAGACCAUUGGGUCAAGCAAGUGCUGGAAUAGUGAUCAAGGCUGGCAGGAAAUCAGAAUUCCACCCCCGCGAUCGGGUAGUCUCCUUUGGUCCAGGUCAAUUCAAAACGAGAGGAAGGUCAAGACAAGAUUUCAUGCUCCGGCUUCCUGAUGAAGUUUCCUUUCUCGACGCAGCAUGCAUCCCUGUCUUUGGCACCGCGUGGCACAUCCUUGUCGAGAUAGGCCGUCUGCGAGCUGGGAAAAGUGUUCUUAUACACAGUGGUGCAGGGAGUACAGGGCAAGCAGCAAUUCAGAUAGCGCAGCACCUUGGAGCUGAGAUACACACCACGGUGAGCUCACAACAGAAGAAGCGGUUUCUGAUAGACACAUACGGGAUUCCUAGCGACCGUAUCUUCUACAGUCGCGAUACUAGCUUUGCGGGUGGUGUUAUGAGAGCCACAAAGGGACGUGGAGUUGAUGUGGUAGUGAAUACCCUGGGAGGAGAGGUCCAACAAGCAUCGUGGGAAUGCGUGGCAUCAUAUGGUCAAUUGAUUCAUUUCGGUCAUCAGGAAUCCAAGAACAUAGCACACUCGAAUCGACAGGCUUCUUUCACCUACUUUGACAGCGUCGUCUGGAUGCAGGAUAGACCGGACAUGGCACUGGAAGCCAUACAGACUGUCCUUCGUCUUGUUGCAGAUGGCCAUCUGGAUAUCCGAAAAGUGCGCAAUGUUAGGAAUGCCAGCUCGAUUGAAGAUGUUUUCCGCUCUAUGCAAGACGGAACCACCACCGGCACAACAGUGAUUGAUAUGACGGCAGAAGCAUCGGUGCCUACCUUAUUGACGACCAAAAUCUCUCCUCUGGACUCCGAUGCGACAUAUGUGAUUGCUGGCGGACUGGGAGGAUUGGGCAGAGCUACAGCCCGGUGGAUGGCUGCUCGGGGCGCUCGCAAUCUGGCACUACUUGGACGAGCAGGAGCUAAGAGUGCUGCUCCGCGUACUCUCAUCGAGGAAUUGUCCAACCAGGGAGUUCGUGUCCUUGCCCCUCCGUGCGAUGUUAUAGAUGGAUUGUCUGUAAAGAAGGCAAUGCAAGAGAUAUCACAGACAAUGCCUCCCAUCAAAGGUUGCGUUCAAGGCUCCAUGGUGCUACGGGAUAGCCUAUUCAGUAAGAUGAGCUAUGAGGACUGGCGUACGGCCGUGGAAUGCAAAGCCCUGGGAACAAGGAAUCUGGCAGUCAACCUUCCGCAAAAUCUCGACUUCUUCAUCAUGUUGUCGUCUGCUAGUAAUGUCAUUGGUUUGACUGGUCAGUCUAACUAUGCUGCAGGUAAUUCCUACAUGGAUAGCUUCGCACGGCAUCAAGUCAUGCACGGCCGAAAAGCAAUCUCUCUGGACCUUGGCCCCAUGGUGGACGACGGUAUUCUCGCUGAAACGUCUGGCUUUCUUGACAAAGUACUAUCGUACAGCUCCAUGGCCCCAGUCACUCGAGACAAGUUCUUUGGUCUUCUCGCCCACUGCAUCAACGCCGAUAAACCGCGAAAUCCCGACAGUGCGCAAAUUGUGUUUGGCAUUUCCAGCGCUGGCGGACGACAUAUGGAAAACACACUCGUUGAGAAGCAGGUCUUCAGUCGACUCAAGCUGGAAACGAUAUCUAGUGAUUCUGAAUCAAAAGGGGCCGGUCAAGUCGAUUUCAAGAAAUUAUUCCUCCAAUCUACAUCGCUACAGGAGGGAAGAGAUAUUGUCACGCAGGCGUUGAUCGACAAGAUGGUUCACUCGUAUCGGUUGAUUCCCAAGGAUGCAGAAGUGGAUGUUCAUGCGCCGCUGCAUACAUAUCGUGUUGAUUCACUUCUCGCUGUUGAACUGUGCAAUUGGAUUGGAAAGGAAUUUGCAGCGGAUCUGGCGGUGCUGGAGGUUAUGGGAGGUGCAACUUUGGCCAUGGUGGUUAACAUGGUGGCGGCGAGGAGUCAGCUGAAGCAUACCGAGUGGAAUUGA